GUGGAUGUAAGGAACGUUGGGGGCCGGAAGGCUACAGGAGUGACUGCAUGGUCAUAUAUACCGGGCGAAGGAAAUACGGACGGAUUAUGCUGGUGGUGAAAUGUGGCAUCAAGUGGCAGCCAAGCUUCCGCCGAUCGGUCGGUCCCUCGAAAGCCACCCGCCGGCCGAUUUAGCCUCCGCCCCAGCGCCCCCACGGUGCCCUGAUGCUCACUCACUCAUCUCGUGCGCCUCAAUGCGGGUCUUGUCGAGCUUCGCGGUCCAAACGGCCGCCCAGUUCAAUUCCUACUGCUACUUUUACCCAUGCGAUUCCCAAUUCCCAACUCCGUCACCUCUUUCCCCGUGUCCAUGCAAAAUCGCCACUCCCCGCCAUGUCCUUCACCCCACCAGCGCUCGUAACGUCGUAGCUUGGAGCAAGCGAUGCAAGGACAGCCAAAUGGCAACUAAACAACCAAGCCAAGCGACGAAAAAUGCCAAAAAGAAAAACCAAAACCAAAACCAGAGCAGAAAGUAUGCGCUAACAACCAAAGGACAAAUCCGGAAAAAUGGCUUUGCCCCGAAAAAGAGAGAUAGAGAGAGUAUUAAUAAGUUCCCAUACGGUAGAGGGAUACUGUUGCGGAUAUAAAUCAAAAACCGAAAACCAGGAGAAAUGAGAGAAGAGAAACGAAAAAACCUCCCCGAAAGCCGACUGGUUCAUCCACAUCCCAGCCGAGUA
Messenger RNA from Aplosporella prunicola CBS 121167, 712 nucleotides. RefSeq lists its product as uncharacterized. NCBI's taxonomy places the organism in Eukaryota, Fungi, Ascomycota, Dothideomycetes, Botryosphaeriales, Aplosporellaceae. The transcript has a single exon. The coding region runs from base 101 to 622 and encodes 173 amino acids. The record is from RefSeq and is a predicted model, not a curated record.